GACGAGCUAAACCACAGCUACCAGCUCAGCCUAAUCGAGAUAUCGUCAUUAGCCUGCUUUGGAGGGGCUGCCAAACUAGGAGUUCUGCUUGGAGUCCCUUAUUUUUAUCAGUCGUGAUAAAUGACCAAAUACCAGAAAGGCCUUGGAUGGGACUAUAUUACCUCAAGUUGAACUUCUCGGAAUUAUUUGAAGCUUUGAAUUGAUCCAAUUGAGGAAAUAACACUAUGGCUCAAGUUGAACCUGAGUUUGCUGUGAAGAGCAGCGGCAUUACCAGAGAAUGGAGUGGCCAGCUCCAGCCUGCUCUGGUUGCAUCUUUUAUUUUUCUUAUGUGUCUGGAGGCCAGUCUUUGGAUGAGGAACCUCCGGCGCAAGAAAAAGCUGCCGGGACCCUUCGCAUGGCCCGUUGUGGGGAAUGCUAUGCAGCUGGGUCAGAUGCCUCACAUCACCUUCGCCAAACUAGCCAAGAAAUAUGGUAACGUAUACCAGAUACGGCUAGGUUGCAGUGACAUUGUUGUGCUGAACGGAGACAGGGCGAUACGUCAGGCCCUGAUACAGCACAGCAAGGAGUUUGCCGGCAGACCGGACUUUGUGUCUUUUCAGUGCGUGUCAGGAGGGAAAAGCAUGACUUUUACUAAUUACAGCAAAGAGUGGAAGUUGCACAGAAAAAUUGCUCAGUCAACGAUCAGAGCUUUCUCAUCUGCCAACAGCAAAACCAAAAAAGCAUUUGAGCAGCAAAUUGAGGCCGAAGCUAAGGAACUUGUUGAGAUUUUCUUCAAACUCGGCUCUCAGGCCCACUAUUUCAACCCCACUCAUGAGCUGACAGUAGCUGCAGCAAAUGUGAUUUGUGCCUUGUGCUUCGGAAAACGUUACGGACACGAUGAUGCUGAGUUCCGAGCCUUGUUGCAGAGGGUACAUAAGUUUGGAGAGACUGUUGGAGCUGGCAGCUUGGUGGAUGUGAUGCCAUGGCUUCAGUCUUUCCCCAAUCCUGUCCGCAGUGUUUUCAAGAACUUCAAAAAUAUUAACAAGGAUUUUUUUGGGUUUGUCCAGAAUAAAGUGGAAGAGCACAGAAAUACGUUUGAUCCAAAGGUAACCCGGGAUAUGAGUGAUGCCAUCAUCAGUGUUAUUGACAAGACUGAGAGUGAGAACGGUCUCACUAAAGGCUAUACUGAAGGGACAGUGUCCGAUCUCAUCGGUGCAGGUCUGGAUACUGUUUCCACUGCUCUAGAAUGGAUACUGCUACUCCUGGUGAAACACCCUAAAAUUCAAACAGAGCUUCAUCAGCUCAUUGACACGGUGGUGGGGCCAAACAGGCUGCCCUCUGUGGAUGACAGAGGUCCCCUGGCGUACCUGGAUGCCUUCAUCUAUGAAACAAUGCGCUUCACCAGUUUCGUGCCGCUUACAAUCCCCCACUCAACAACCUCAGACGUCACCAUUGAGGGUCACCGCAUUCCAAAAGACACGGUGGUCUUCAUCAAUCAAUGGUCCAUCAAUCAUGACCCCCUGAAGUGGGAGGACCCGCACAUCUUUGACCCCUCACGCUUCAUUGAUGAAAAUGGCUCCCUAGACAAGGAUCUCACUAACAAUGUUAUGAUCUUCUCUGCGGGGAAGAGAAGAUGCAUUGGAGACCAAAUUGCCAAGGUGGAGAUAUUCUUGUUCUCUGCGAUCCUUCUUCAACAAUGUCACUUUGAAAAAUGCCCUGAUAAAGACGUUUCCCUCAAUUGUUCUUACGGUUUAACACUGAAGCCUAUAGAUUUUAACAUAACUGCCAAACGCAGGAGAGAGACACUUUUUGUUCAAUAAAACAGAACUAUCAUAAGUACUAUUUGUACUAUUAUUUUAUUAUUUGUCCCAAAGCCGAUUUGUGUGCAUGUAUGUAUUAUUUUACUUUUAUAUUAGAAUGCUCUUCAACAUUUGAAAAAUCAGAGCAAAUAAACAUUAUGUUAUGUAAUAUAUACACGAGCUAUGUGAAUGUACAUGUACAUGUAUGUACUUGCGGGUCUUUAUAUAUCUUGAUACGUACAGAGUUUUUGAAGUAAUCUGCGCCUGGCAAAUCAUAUAAAAUAAUUUUGUUUUAAAACAGCAUGCAGUGUGUGGUGCAUUACAUUCUACAAUCAUAUAAAUAAACAUGUUCAAGUAA
Molecule: messenger RNA, 2136 nt
Organism: Nerophis ophidion (straightnose pipefish)
Lineage: Eukaryota; Metazoa; Chordata; Actinopteri; Syngnathiformes; Syngnathidae
Product: cytochrome P450 1B1-like
Exons: 1
Coding region: 225-1799 (524 amino acids)
Biological process (GO): progesterone metabolic process; hormone biosynthetic process
Molecular function (GO): iron ion binding; steroid 17-alpha-monooxygenase activity; heme binding
Source: RefSeq, a predicted model, not a curated record